AUGUGGCGCAGGGGCGCAGGGGCGGACGAGUUUGGGCACCACGGUUUGGUUUGUCGCCUGGGUGGGGGCCGUCAACUACGUCACUCAGCGCUAAACGAAUACAUUUGUCGGCUCUUCUUCAAGGCUUCAAUCCCGGUUCUCAAGGAACCAUCCGGCAUUUCUGCGCAUGAUGGUAGGCGUCCGGACGGAUGCACACUAAUACCUUGGAGAGCCGGCAGAUGUUUGGCGUGGGAUGUUAUGGUCCCUGGCACCCUUGCCGAACAAUACGUAAACCUGACAAGUAAAGAAUGCGGUUUGGCCACGGCCAGGGCAGCGGACGAGAAAAUGAAAAAAUAUGGGAACGCCCUCCCCUCGAUGGAAUUCUUGCCAAUAUGUAUCGAGGUUCUCGGCCCGAUGGACCCCAACACCCUUAAAUUUCUUAAGGCAAUAUGUAAAAUGAUCAGCGUCAGAUCAGGCGACAGCAGGGAACUGUUUUUCGCAACUAACCACAUUUCGGGCUUGUUGCAGCGGUUCCUGCGUAGUAGCAUUGAAGUGAACAUCAUCGUGGCCACAGCAAUCAUACUUCCUUACAGUGUGACCACAUCACGCCUUAUUCUCCCUAAUUAA
Molecule: messenger RNA, 606 nt
Organism: Helobdella robusta
Lineage: Eukaryota; Metazoa; Annelida; Clitellata; Rhynchobdellida; Glossiphoniidae
Exons: 2
Coding region: 1-606 (201 amino acids)
Source: RefSeq, a predicted model, not a curated record